GGUCUCUGUGUUUGAAACAAAAGGCUGAACUAGUGAACGCGCGCACACCGGCUAUGGCGGAAGCAAUUCAGCAACUCGUCCUAGACACCCUCGCCAAAGACGGUGAGAUCAAGGACACUCGCACCCUCAUCCUCCCCGGAUACAAGGAGCCCGCGGCCACCCAUGACUCCCAAAUCAUCAUCCUCGGCGCAUUGAACUCUCUGUCAAGUCGAGAUAUGAUCACAUACACCACCCAAGAAACCGUAUCUCAUGUUCUCACACAAGAGGGCGCGCAAAUCGCUCUCCAAGGGUCACACGAGGCCCGGGUAUGGGCUGCAUGCCCAAAGAAGGGCGAGGGUGCUCCGAUCCCUCCGAAGCAGCUGCAGGAGAAGGUCGGUGCGGAGACCGCUAAGGUCGGCCAGGGCCAAGCCUUCAAAAACAAGUGGAUCGGCAAGGAGGGAGAUGGACUGGUCAAGCUGGUGGACACUAUUACUGAUACUACUCAACUGCAAAUGCGUGAGGUCGACUCCACCGGUGCCUUGAAGGCGGGGGAGAAGGCGCUCGCAGAGCUCCGGAAACGCAAACUGGUUGCGCAGAGGAAGGGCCAGUGGUUCACCGUGCGCAAAGGCCCAAACUUCAGCACCUCGACAGCAAAGCCAGAAACCGAUCUCACGGUCGACAUGCUCACAUCGGGAUCAUGGAAAACCGCUACUUACAAGAAGUACAACUUCGAGGCCGACGGUAUUCCACCACUAGGCGGCGCAUUGCAUCCGCUCCUGAAGGUCCGCGAAGAGAUCCGGAAUAUCUUCCUCGAGAUGGGUUUCGCGGAGAUGCCUACAUCAUCCUUCGUCGAGUCUGGCUUCUGGUGUUUCGACGCGCUGUUCGUACCCCAGCAACAUCCAGCACGAGAGGUGCAGGACACCUUCUACCUUUCCGACCCCGCCGAAUCAUUGCCCCCGCCCAAGGACUACUACGAGCGCGUCUCAAAGGUCCACGAGCACGGCGGCUACGGCUCCACCGGCUACCGCGCGCCCUGGUCACACGAGGAGUCCCGCAAGCUCCUCCUGCGCACCCACACCACCGCGUCCUCCGCGUCCAUGCUGUACAAGCUCGCCGCGCGCUGUCGUGGGGAGGAGGACGACUCCGAGGAGACCAUCAAGCGCGAGGGCGCGCACGCCUCCUCGACCGUCCCUGGAGCGGGCAAGGCAGGCCCCGAUGGCUUCCGCCCGGCGAAGCUCUUCUCUAUUGACAGGGUAUUCCGUAACGAGACGAUGGACGCGACCCAUUUGGCGGAGUUCCACCAGGUCGAGGGCGUCGUCGCGGACAAGAACUUGACCCUUGCAGACCUCAUCGGCUUCAUGCGCGUGUUCUUCACGAAGAUGGGCAUCACGAACAUCCGCUUCAAGCCGGCAUACAACCCGUACACCGAGCCCUCGCUCGAGAUCUUCGCCUUCCACCCGCAGCUGAGCAAGUGGGUCGAGGUCGGGAACAGCGGCAUGUUCCGCCCCGAGAUGCUCGAGCCCAUGGGCUUCCCCAAGGACGUGCACGUCCACGGCUGGGGCAUCAGCCUCGAGCGGCCGACGAUGAUUCGUUAUGGAAUCAACAACAUCCGCACCCUUGUCGGGCACAAGGUCUCGCUCGAGAGCGUCGAGCGGUCGCCCGCCGUACGCUUCUAGGAUCGACACGCUCCGGAAGGAGAUCUGCGCGUGUGGCGGCGUGGGAGAGAGAGGAACGGCAGUGUGAACUAUCUGUACUCAUCAUAAGCGGUGUGGCGUACGAA
Trametes versicolor FP-101664 SS1 is the source of this 1759-nucleotide messenger RNA. Its product is annotated as phenylalanine-tRNA ligase. The record is from RefSeq and is a predicted model, not a curated record. Gene Ontology annotation, cellular component: cytoplasm; phenylalanine-tRNA ligase complex; cytosol. Gene Ontology annotation, molecular function: phenylalanine-tRNA ligase activity; ATP binding; tRNA binding. Bases 54 to 1655 code for a protein of 533 amino acids. Gene Ontology annotation, biological process: phenylalanyl-tRNA aminoacylation. Lineage: Eukaryota; Fungi; Basidiomycota; Agaricomycetes; Polyporales; Polyporaceae. The transcript has 10 exons.